AUGUCCGUUCAGGACCUCUCUCUUCCUAGGCGGACACCUCUGCAGACUCAAUUGGAAAAGAUCGAUCCCUCUAUCAUCAGGAACGGCUUUCCUUCUACGAGGAUUAACCGCCGAGUUACAGGACGCCUUAAAGUUGACACAGAGACUGCACUGUUUGAGGUCAGUGUGCUUGCCUUUCGGGAAAUCAUCCUCAACCGCCUGUGGAAAAACGACAAGAAAUUUCAGAACGAGAGCGACUUUUGCAAGCACCAGUGGGAUAUUCUCAAGCCAAGGAAGACUCUUUUGAUCGAGUGUGCUGAAGUUUUGAAGGCAUACCAGUUCGACCUUGCUCUGAGCAAGUCUGCAAGGCACUCAGUCAAGCCUCGGUACAACUUCAACCAUCUGCGCUUCAGAGGACCUCUAUUACUCAGGAGUUAUGGCAGCGGGUCCUUUCGGCAUGGAGGUACCAAUACAGGAUACAACCCGAUGAACGAGUAG
Messenger RNA from Linnemannia hyalina, 477 nucleotides. The record is from the annotation of a GenBank genome assembly. Lineage: Eukaryota; Fungi; Mortierellomycota; Mortierellomycetes; Mortierellales; Mortierellaceae.